AUGCCUUGUAAAGGCGCAGUCCGUCUGAUAACGCCUCCACCUAACCUAACUGGCGACCUCCACGUGGGCAAUGCGUUGAACCUCGUGUGUAGCGACAUAUAUCUACGCCACGCGGAGCUGUCGAAUCGUGAAGUCUACGCGCGUUUCUGCAGCGACCAUGCCGGCCAGGGUUUGGAGCGCAUUGUCAACCGCGGCGUCGGCGUGGACAAGCCACCCGGCCAAAGGCUGCGGUGCGCAUUGCGCCACUGCAAAACAGUGUCAGACGACCACAUGGAUACUCUGUCCAGCCUAGGUGUCGAUUGGCUUUACGGAGGCUGGACCUUGGGGCGGCGGAGCAAGGAGGUGACCAGGCAUGCGUUCGUCAGCCUGUACCGCGGGGGGCACCUCGCUGAAAAAUUGUAUCCUACCUUCGCCAAGGUCACCGACGAGGUGGUCACGUUUCUAGACUCCGCCGACGUCGACUUAGUAAGGCAACCCAAGAAGCUGUACGCUGUUGAUCUGAAGCUGGUCGAUGAUGGCGGGAGCCAACCCGCCGCCGCAUCCUCGGACGCGGGAUCCCCCGACGGCCAUCCAUCGCGGCACUCCGAUAGUGAAGAUUACAUCACGGUGCACACGACGAAACCCGCACUGCUUCACGCCUCGGCAGCCGUCGCCGUGUCGGACUCGACUUCGGGCAGGCUCAAGGGCAAGGCGGCGGUGCUCCCAGGAUCGCACAGGCGCAUUCCCCUGAUCGCCUCAGGGGGAGUUGACGACGACCGAGCUACGCUUGUCAUGCCAGGGUACCUGUUUGAGGAUUACCAGCUGGCGUUGAAACAUGGGCUCGACGUGAUCGACAUCACCGAUGAGCGUGGUCGCCUGAAGAACGUCGUUCCAGAGCUCGAAAAUCUGACCAUUGCAGAGGCUGAAAGGAAGAUUAUCGACGGCUUUGCCGAGGUAGCGACGGUGGAGGAGCCGUCACCCACGCUGCUCGGCGACCCGAGCUGCGAUGUAUACACGCUGCCCGCACCUCACUGGCUGCUCGACGUGAGCGCCAUAUCUGGUCCGGCUUUGGACGCGAUGGCUGGGCUGGAAGUCGACCCCCCAAGCCGCAGCUCGAUGCUGCGCCAACGUGUGGCGUCAACGCAGCCUUGGUGCAUCAGCCGAUACGGCUGGUGGGGGCUGCGUGUCCCCGUGUGGUACCUGAGGAAAGACGGAGUCUCCAUACCCUUCCCGGCGCAAUCGCAAUCGGAAGCAGAGCAAAUGGUUGCGCAGUAUCUGCAGUGUUCAAUUUCGGACGCAUUGAGCAGAGGUUACGCGAUCGAGCAGGACACACGGACCCUCGACACCUGGUUCACAUCUGCGCUCUGGCCCAUAACUACCACCCCUGACACCUAUUCACCACCAUUGGCGCCUGAAUCGUUCGAUUCCAUCACUUUAAGCGACGGGAUUCCCUUGGAAGGCGUUGUUGUUAACCGUGAAGCAGGUGGCGAAGUCGACGAGGGUAGCACCUUGGAGGAGGAUGCCAUGGCCUCCAUGGAAGCCAACCAAAAGGAUGGUGUGGAUCGGGGAGGUGCUUCUAAUUAUGAUUUUGUGGAUCAGAAAGGCGCUUCUAAUUGUGAUUUUGUGGAUCAGGGAGGCGCUUCUAAUUGUGAUUUUGUGGAUCAGAAAGGCGCUUCUAAUUGUGAUUUUGUGGAUCAGGGAGGUACUCCCAAACGUGAUCUGGCGCUAUCCCACGCCGCAACGCUGUGUGAUGCGAAUGCCACCAGGGUGUUGUAUACGUGUUACGACAUCCUUCACUCCUGGGUGGCCCGCAUGCUGCUACUGUGCACGUGGUUCUCGAAGGGCAAGCUGCCGUUUGACAAGUUGGUGUUACACGGGCUUGUCAACGACUCCUCCGGCCGGAAGAUGAGCAAGUCUGAGGGCAACACCGUGACGGCUAAGGAAUUCGUGGAGGGUUUCGGCCAGCUGCCAGGCUUCCCAGACCUCAGCAAACCUAGUGAAAUCGACAUUCUGAUCGCGAAGGCUGUCGGUAAAAGCGUGAAGCAUACCAGCCCGCUGGCAAUGGCCCAGGCACGGCUGGUGCUGGCCACGGCCGCCUCCAAAGCCAACGUCUGCCACGAUCUGGGCGGCUACGCCGACCGCGUGAAAAGCCUGCUCAAGAAGGUAGCCAACAUCACAAAGUACGUCAGCAACGCAAGCAAGCAGCACGGCCUCGAUCACAUGUGGGACGUGUCGCCUGAUGAGGUGGGCAAAACGUUCGUGGAGCGGCUGGUGGCGGCCGGACUCUCGAGGGCCGGUAGGGCAGUUGGUGAUUGCAUCGAAACCUUUUCGUUCCGCAGGGCGUUCGAGAAUCUAGAGCAGUACGUGUCGGUAUUCUCGGAGUACGCAAUCCCCAGCCACCGGCACGGCGACAUGGGCAUUGGAGCUCUGGCCACGGGCUACCGGGACCUCCUGAGGCUGCUGAUGCCGUUCACCCCCCAACUAGUGACUGCUAUGCCCAUACCGAUCGGCAUGAAGGACACCGGCGAGCUGUUCGAAUGGCCGACGUUCGGCGCCCCCGUCGCCGAGGACGAGCGCGCCUUCGACGUGCUCGAAAGCGUCAUUCGGCAGCUGCGCAGGCACGCACUGGAAGGCUCCGAAAACGCCAAAGUCGAGGCUCCGGAGGACCUCAGGGGCGCGGUCGAAGCGCACCGCCCGCUGCUGACAUACCUGCUCAAGCUUACGUACAACACGGUCAUACAUUUUAAUGUACAGUCCUAG
Messenger RNA from Babesia bigemina, 2739 nucleotides. RefSeq names its product tRNA synthetases class I (I, L, M and V) family protein, putative. The record is from RefSeq and is a predicted model, not a curated record. The transcript is spliced from 2 exons. Gene Ontology annotation, molecular function: aminoacyl-tRNA deacylase activity; valine-tRNA ligase activity; ATP binding. Bases 1 to 2739 code for a protein of 912 amino acids. Gene Ontology annotation, biological process: valyl-tRNA aminoacylation. Gene Ontology annotation, cellular component: cytosol. Lineage: Eukaryota; Apicomplexa; Aconoidasida; Piroplasmida; Babesiidae.